AUGGGUAAAAGGCCAGAUUUUGACUUGAAAAAGGUAAUCGAUAAUGAUUCCUUUAAGAAAGUGGCUGAAUUCUUGCCUAAGCUACGGGAAUCGAAUCAAAGGAUAGAAUCUGAGUUAAAACGCGGUUUAAUUGGCCCCCUAGACUCCCAAAUUGAGUUCUACAAUGACAACCACCCUCCUGAAAUCAAACUCGAGGAGGAAAAGGAGGAAUCCAUCCUAUUGGAUGUUGGACUUGGCGUGUUCGACGUGAAGGGCGAAACACCUUCAGAUGAAGCACUAAAGAAAGCCGGAGUUUCAGUCGUUAACUUAAAAGAGGAUUUGCCGUACAAAACGGAACUUGGACAAAACUUGAUUUUAUCGGCAUUUCAGCUAAAUCAUGUGUGGUCGUGGCUUAUGGGCAAAUACACUGAUUUUCCCCUCGCCAUUUCGCGAUUCCUCGUUUUUAUUACCUGGUUUCUAUUUUAA
Theileria orientalis strain Shintoku is the source of this 465-nucleotide messenger RNA. RefSeq lists its product as hypothetical. The record is from RefSeq and is a predicted model, not a curated record. Bases 1 to 465 code for a protein of 154 amino acids. The transcript is spliced from 3 exons. NCBI's taxonomy places the organism in Eukaryota, Apicomplexa, Aconoidasida, Piroplasmida, Theileriidae.